AUGCCAACAGCAGCAGCAGCACCACCACCACCAGCAGCAGCAGCAGUAGCAGCAGCAGCACCAGCAGCAGCAGCAGCAGCCCCCAGCACGGAUAACAACAAGUACCCCAGCACGGAUAACAACAACUACCCCAGCACGGAUAACAACAUCUACCCCAGCACGGAUAACAACAACUACCCCAGCACGAAUAACAACAACUACCCCAGCACGGAUAACAACAACUACCCAAGCACGGAUAACAACAACUACCCCAGCACGGAUAACAACAACUACCCCAGCACGGAUAACAACAACUACCCCAGCACGGAUAACAACAACUACCCCAGCACGGAUAACAACAACUACCCCAGCACGGAUAACAACAACUACCCCAGCACGGUCCCAGCAACAACUACCCCAGCACGGUCCCAGCAACAACUACCCCAGCACGGUCCCAGCAACAACUACCCCAGCACGGUCCCAGCACGGUCCCAGCAACAACUACCCCAGCACGGUCCCAGCACGGUCCCAGCAACAACUACCCCAGCACGGUCCCAGCAACAACUACCCCAGCACGGUCCCAGCAACAACUACCCCAGCACAGUCCCAGCAACAACUACCCCAGCACAGUCCCAGCAACAACUACCCCAGCACAGUCCCAGCAACAACUACCCCAGCACAGUCCCAGCAACAACUACCCCAGCACAGUCCCAGCAACAACUACCCCAGCACGGAUAA
This is a messenger RNA of Sycon ciliatum, 717 nucleotides long. RefSeq lists its product as uncharacterized. The record is from RefSeq and is a predicted model, not a curated record. The coding region runs from base 1 to 717 and encodes 238 amino acids. The transcript is spliced from 2 exons. NCBI's taxonomy places the organism in Eukaryota, Metazoa, Porifera, Calcarea, Leucosolenida, Sycettidae.